Molecule: messenger RNA, 1648 nt
Organism: Neltuma alba
Lineage: Eukaryota; Viridiplantae; Streptophyta; Magnoliopsida; Fabales; Fabaceae
Product: serine carboxypeptidase-like 15
Exons: 14
Coding region: 66-1475 (469 amino acids)
Biological process (GO): proteolysis; secondary metabolic process
Molecular function (GO): serine-type carboxypeptidase activity; acyltransferase activity, transferring groups other than amino-acyl groups
Source: RefSeq, a predicted model, not a curated record
GGCGCCGAGAUAUGAUAAAUGCAAUAGCCUAGAAUGCUCAAUGUCAUGUUUGGACACUAACAAAAAUGAGGUUCUUCAUCUUCAUCACCGCUCUCCUUCUGGCCGUCCCUUCCAACGCUGCAACAUCUUCUUCUCAACUGGUUGAGACCCUUCCUGGCUUUCCUGGAAAACUUCCUUUCACUCUUGAAACUGGGUAUGUGGGAGUUGGCGACUCGGAAAGCGUUCAGCUCUUUUACUACUUCAUUGAAUCUGAGAGCGAUCCUGAUGAAGAUCCUCUCGUGCUCUGGCUCACGGGUGGUCCUGGUUGUUCUGGUUUCUCUGGCCUCGUCUAUGAAGUUGGUCCCCUGUCAUUUGAUUAUGCCAAGUCUAGUAGCGGGGAAGUGAAAGUUCCAGUACUGAAGUUGAAUCCAUACUCGUGGACUACGGUAUCUAACAUGAUUUUUAUUGACGCCCCCGUGGGCACUGGGUUCUCGUAUGCAACAAACCCAGAGGCAUAUCUGGUCGAUGAUUGGUUAUCCGUUACACAAACCCAUGAGUUUCUCAGGAAGUGGCUGUUGUCUCAUCCCCGGUUCCUAAAACAUCCGCUGUACAUUUCUGGUGAUUCGUAUUCAGGCAUCAUUAUCCCUAUCCUUGUCAGCAAGAUCUCUGACGAUAAUGACGCAGGUAUUAAGCCACAACUGAAUCUAAAGGGUUAUUCCAUUGGAAAUCCAGUUACAGAUGUAACUAUUGAUGAGAACUGGAGAGUUCCCUUUGCACACAGAAUGGCACUCAUACCAGAUAAGCUUUAUGAGUCAACCAAAAGGAAUUGCCAUGGUCAAUAUAUGGAUGUAGAUCCAAACAACGCUGCAUGCUCAGGGGAUCUUCAAGUUUUUACAGAGUGCACCAAGAUGCUAAUGAUCGGAAACAUACUAGAGCCUGAUUGCGUUACAGACACGCCAAAACCAGAAUCACUCAAAUGGGAUCCUAAUAUUGUCAAAGAAGAUUCCUUGGAUCUUCUUUCAACCGGGGAGCAUUCUGAACCUUGGUGUCGGAAUUACAACUAUGUCUUCUCUUACAUCUGGGCUAAUGACGAAGAAGUUCAGGCUGCCCUCCACAUUCGGAAGGGGACGAAGAAGGACUGGCAGAGAUGCAAUACGAGUUUGGCUUACACAGAGGAUGUCACAAGUAGUUUCCCAUUCCACAAAAACCUCACAAACAAACCCUACGAAGUUCUGAUUUACAGUGGAGACCAUGACAUGGUUGUUCCAUACGUGGGUACCAUGGCAUGGGUAAAGUCUCUGAACUUGAGAGAAAGUAGCAAGUGGAGACCAUGGUUUGUCCAGGGGCAAGUUGGAGGAUAUACAAUCGAGUAUAAACGCAGCAACUACAGCUUAACAUAUGCCACAGUGAAGGGAGCAGGACACACAGCGCCAGAGUACAAUCCUCCACAAUGCUUGGCUAUGUUUUCUAGGUGGCUUGCUCGUUACCCUCUAUAAUCAUCAUCAUCAUCAAUACUAAAAUGUAAUUAUUCCAUCGAUUGCCACAUUAAUCUGUUGAGUAAAUUUAGGAGGUACGACUUUGUGUUUGUUUUUUCACCCUCCAAUGUAAAUUUGCAGCAAACAAUCACGUUUCCUAGUGAUCGAGGAAUGUAAUAAAGAGAAAUCUGUUU